Messenger RNA from Cylicocyclus nassatus, 711 nucleotides. The record is from the annotation of a GenBank genome assembly. Lineage: Eukaryota; Metazoa; Nematoda; Chromadorea; Rhabditida; Strongylidae.
AUGCAAGCUGUUAUACUUUUUCUCAACGUGUUCGCUUCUAUCCAGGCAAUAAUCGACUUAAGGCAUGAGACACCGGAAGAUCGUGCUAGGCUGGAGCAGUUUGUAGAAUGUUUGAAGAAUUGCGUGAAAGAACCUGCUGAAGACAAUCAAGGUGCCAUCCUCUUUGUCGUUGUAUUCGCUUCUACCCAGGCAGCAAACUUCGACUUAGGUCAUGGUGCACCGAAACACCGCUCUAGUUGGCUUGCUGAACAAGAGCAAAAUUUAGAAUGCCUAAAGGUUUGCGUGGAUGAACCUACUAAAGGCAACCAAGUUGCUUGCAAUGAAUGUGGACCAACUUACUCUCGAAAUCCUGUAAAUCUACAUAGACCAAAUUACCCUCAAAAUUUUGCAAAUCCAGGUGGACCAUCUUACCCUCAAAAUUUUGCAAAUUUAGGUGGACCAACUUACUCUCAAAAUUCUGUAAAUCUGCAUAGACCAAAUUACCCUCAAAAUACUGCACCAAAUGGACCAACUUAUUUUGGAAAUGCUGUAAACCCAAAUAGACCAUAUGGUCAAAGCCCUGUAGGUUCAAAUAAACCAAAUUUCAUAGAUGGUUCUAUCCCAGAAGUGGGUGAACUAGAUUAUCCUCACCGUGUUGAAAACCAGCAAAGGAAGAAUAAAAAGGAGGAAAUAAAGGAAGAAACCCAGGAUUCGGGAUCUGAGGAGGAAUAA